AAAAAAAGAAUGUUUAUUUUAAAAUAAUUCUAUAGAAAAAUAAAGGUCCCCUAUUGUGAUAAAUCUUAAAGACAUUUCAAAAUUUGUUUAAAAUCAACAAAAAACAACAAACAAAAAAUGGUGGUCUCCACCUUAAGCAUAACAUUGGAUGCCGCCAGCGCACCCCUAACAGCAGCAACAACAGCAAACAAUGUGCCAAAUCAGCAACAGCAACAAUUAAUUAAUGUGACAAAUCAAACAAAUUUAUGUUUAGGCGAUAACUUUAACAAUUUAAAUACUAACGCCAUACAAAAUAUUAAUAAUAAUAAUAAUGAAGACACAACUGAGGGUGUCAAUUUGCAUGGACUAGAUUUAAUAGAGAACAACAACAACAACAAUAAAACAAAUGCAGCAGCAACAGCAGCAUUUAAAAUAAACUCCAGCACAGCUUUAACAGCAGUUGCAGCAAACAAUGACAACUGUAAGGGUUACAAUAAUAAUAAUAAUGCUAACUGUAUAACAACAACUGCCAUUAUGGAAAAUAAUAAUAAUAAUUGUAGUGUUUUAAACAAUAAUCAUAAUAACAACAACAAAAGUGCCAAUAUUAAUAAUAACAACAACACCAACAAUAAUAUUAAUAAUAAUGAUGAUAAUAAUGUUAAACUAGUAGAAUUACUAGAUAGUGAUAUUAAUAAUGCAUUAUAUCCAACAACAACAACAACAACAACAAUAAAUGCAUUUGAAAUGCAACAAUUAUCAUUAACAACUAAUAAUAAUAAUGAACAACAACAAUUACAAAACCUGCAACAUCAACAAACUCUACCUUCUGCUGUUUCUCAACAGCAAUCGCAGCAAUAUUUUGUGCGUAGAAAUUCUUCUCAAUUGAAAAGGGGUGUUCCCAUAACACGUUCCCAGUAUUUGAAACAACAACAGGAACAAUUACGACGACGCCGUGAGGAGGAGGAGCGUAUUGCCCAACAAAAUGAAUUCUUACGCGCCAGUUUACGGGGCUCACGUAAACUUAAAGCUUUGCAGGAUAAUAAGUCAACGGCCCAGCAACAGCAACCGGUGGCGGCUGAACGUUCGGUGGUAGGAGUGGAAAAUGAAGCUUAUAUUGAAGAUGAAGAUGCAACAGAGAAAAUAACGGGUUAUGGUGAUCUUAUAGCCGCCCUGACACGUCUACAAUCUCAACUUACCAAAAAUGGCAUGACCACACUCGCCGGCCGAGUGUCGGCCGCCCACAAUAUACUCUCCAAUCCGGGAGUGGCUCAUGCUUUAGCAGCCCGUCAGGCUGUCCUUCAACGUAGACGACCCAAAGUCAAUCAACCCGUCAGUACAAAUGCCAUGGAAUUGCAAAAGGAUAUUGUCGAGCUGUUGGCCAAAUCCAAUUCAGCCUCAGCCAUUGAAUUGGGCAAUUUACUGACCAGUCAUGAAAUGGAGGGUCUACUAUUGGCACACGAUCGUGUGGCCACACAUUGCGAUGGUACACCAUCGCCUACUUUAAGUGGUGCGGGUAGUCCGCAACCGCCGCUAUCGCCUAGCAGUGGUACAAAUGUGACAGUAGCAGCAGCAGCACCACCUCCUUUACCGGUACCACCCAAGUCGGCUUCUUUAAGGGGUACCGCCGUGCCUCCACCAGUGGUGCCACCACCUUUGGCUCAACGCGGAGCCAUGCCUUUGCCACCCAAUGUAGCGCCUCACAAUGCUACCAGUGGCGGCCAGACGGGUUAUGCUCAUAUGAAACCGACAGGUCGUCCCGACUCUCCACCCCUGAGUGCCUGCUUUGGCAUACUAAACGAUCAAAAUGACAAUAUACGUAUUAUACAAAUUGAAAAAUCGACUGAACCCCUGGGAGCCACUGUACGCAAUGAAGGCGAGGCGGUGGUUAUAGGCCGCAUAGUAAGAGGAGGAGCCGCUGAAAAGUCGGGUCUUUUACACGAAGGCGAUGAAAUACUCGAGGUAAAUGGUCAAGAAUUAAGAGGCAAGACCGUUAAUGAAGUGUGUGCCCUGCUAAGCACCAUGCAGGGUACUCUAACAUUCCUAAUAGUGCCCGCCGGCAGUCCACCACCCGGUGGCGGCCUACAUCGUGAAAAUGCUAUAUUACAUGUUAGAGCCCACUUUGAUUAUGAUCCCGAGGAUGAUUUGUAUAUACCUUGUCGCGAAUUGGGCAUUAGCUUUCAAAAGGGCGAUGUAUUGCAUGUUAUCUCGAGAGAAGAUCCCAACUGGUGGCAGGCCUAUAGAGAGGGUGAGGAAGACCAAACUUUGGCUGGUCUUAUACCUAGUCAAUCAUUCCAGCAUCAAAGAGAAACCAUGAAACUGGCCAUUGCCGAAGAGGCCGGAUUACAGGGUAAAAAUCGCGGCAAAGAGGGUGCUAGCAAAGGUUCAACUUUGCUGUGUGCGCGCAAAGGGCGCAAAAAGAAAAAGAAGGCCAGCUCGGAAGCGGGUUAUCCUUUGUACGCCACCACCGCCCCCGAUGAAACAGAACCCGAGGAAAUACUCACUUAUGAAGAGGUUGCCUUGUACUAUCCCCGUGCCACUCACAAACGUCCCAUUGUUCUUAUAGGUCCUCCCAAUAUAGGACGUCAUGAAUUGCGUCAACGUUUAAUGGCGGAUUCAGAAAGAUUUUCUGCUGCAGUACCACAUACUUCAAGAGCCCGUCGUGAGGGUGAGGUGCCCGGCGUUGAUUAUCAUUUCAUAACACGUCAGGCCUUUGAGGCCGACAUAUUGGCUCGUCGUUUUGUGGAACAUGGUGAAUAUGAAAAGGCUUAUUACGGCACUUCUUUGGAAGCCAUACGCACUGUUGUGGCCAGUGGUAAAAUAUGUGUUCUCAACUUACAUCCACAAAGUUUAAAACUCUUAAGAGCUUCGGAUUUGAAACCCUAUGUUGUGCUGGUGGCACCGCCUAGUCUGGAUAAGUUGAGACAAAAGAAAUUAAGGACUGGUGAACCGUUUAAGGUGAGAAUUAAUAACAAAUAAUGGAAGAAAUAUAAA
Molecule: messenger RNA, 2970 nt
Organism: Lucilia cuprina (Australian sheep blowfly)
Lineage: Eukaryota; Metazoa; Arthropoda; Insecta; Diptera; Calliphoridae
Product: protein PALS1-like
Exons: 7
Coding region: 118-2955 (945 amino acids)
Biological process (GO): establishment or maintenance of epithelial cell apical/basal polarity; morphogenesis of an epithelial sheet; protein localization to plasma membrane
Cellular component (GO): adherens junction; plasma membrane
Molecular function (GO): protein binding
Source: RefSeq, a predicted model, not a curated record